CGCACGGUCGUGUCUCAUUGGCGGGCCAACGUCUCUGGGCGGGCCAGGCAGAGUAAGGAGAGGAGCUUAGAUGCUUUAUGACGACAUAAAUAAAGACAUUCCAAAUCAGCGCGCUUGAGCCUCCGUUUUUUCAAAGGCGAGCAGAACAGGUAGUGCUCGUUUUACACCAAACGCAAGUUUUAGCCACUGGGGGACCAUAGGCAGGCUAGGGGAACUCAUAUUUAUGUUAGAAAUCCUCAUAAAGUGUGAUUUUCAUGUCAUGGGACCUUUAAAUAAAGCAACAUGGUAAAAAUAUGAAAAUUACUUGAUUUUACUUUCAAUUCCUUUUACAUUCUCCGAGGUAUUAACAUUUUUCAUAACUCCAUGUAGGACGUUUCAAUACAUAAAUGUAAGCUCUGUGGCAGUAAUAAUGCAAUAUUUAGAAAUAUGUACUCUUGAUACUCUAGUACUUUUAAAAACAAGUACUUCAGUACUUUUACUUAAGUAGACAUCUGACUGUAGUACUUUUAGUUGAGUAAAAUUUAGCAAGGGGUAUCUGUAUUUUUACUCAAGUUAGGAAGCUUUGUACUCUGUUCGCCUCUGGAUACAAUAAUGGGACACACCAAGGAACGUUUCGCCUUCACAGACCACCUCAUCAGUGCCACCUUGCUGCAGUCCAAUAGGUAUGGAGAGUACUAGGGAUGGGCAUUCGAUUAAGUUGUCUUAGUCGAUCUUUGGGAGAAUUAACGAUCAAUUAGUCGAUUAAUCGUUAAUAUUUUAUCUUAAAAUUUUGUUACGACCAAGUAUAACAGCACCGGGACUUUUAACUUUACAUGUAUCACUCCGCUGUUUAUGUUCUGCUAGCUAGUGUGUGUGUUGCUUUGCAGCAGUUCAGUCCCAGUCGCGGAUCCAUUUAUGUUUGCGGUGCCAAAUAAAUAAUUAAAUAAACAAACAAAUGUUAACUAAUUAAUGGUACUUGUAGAACUGUUGUAUAAAAGCAAUAUCACACUCAAGGUCGUGCUGUUGUAGUGAAUAUCAGCACAGCUGUCAUUAUCUUCGGCACAAUCACAGCCGUGCUGAUGCAACGCACUCUCUUGUGUGAUAUUACUUAAGUAUUUAUAUGCUAUAUUCAAAAUGAAAUGAAAAUACAAAAGCACCGUGUUUUCCUAAUUGGGAUCUUUAUUAUUAGAUGAACAACUCAGUUAAACCACAUCCGUUCAAUAGUUAUGCGCUACUCUGCUCUAAGCAACGGAGCAUGCAGCUCGAAGCCGGUGCUCAUAAACAUAACUAAAAAUAAACACAACCCUAGUUACCUCCCAAAAUAAUAACGAUCAUAUAAAAAAAACAAUCAUGUUACAACUUAACCAAAAAGUCUACGGAUUUUUGUUCAGAAAGAUGAGCAUGUUGACAUGCUCUGGGGUCAGACGCGACCGCAGCCUGGUGACCGUCAGUCCAGCCGCCGAAAACACCCGCUCUGAGGGGACCGACGUUGCCGUGAUGCACAAAUACCUCCGUGCUAACUUGGCAAGGCGGGGGAACAACUUUCCACAAUCCAGGGGCUCAGAUAGUUCUUUAUUUCUGCUUCAAUGCUAACCUUGCCUUGAGUGGUGGGCCUAUAGUGCUCCCCAAGAAGUCAUUUUUUAAAUAAUAAUGGUCCCACACCAGACUUCGCCGCGGCCUCGUCCGUUUCAUGAGUACAUGGCCGUGUUCCAAUAGCCAUACUAUCCGUACUUACUAGCCUAAGUUUGAGUACGUAGGGCGUUCCGAUUCAGAUCGGGCGAAAGUAAGUGUACUGAAAAUGGUCAAAUCGCGAAGUGUGUGGCGAUGUACACUUUUCGUACUCAACGGCAGCCAUCUUAGCUACGUAGCGGAAGAGGGCGGAGCCAGGCUGAGCCAAAGUCGGCGCAUUUUCCACAUGGCCUGCAUUAAUAGUCAUUUUGUAGUUUUUAUAGUUGCUAGGCGUAAAGAGUUCACCGUUCAAAGCGGGAUGCUUAUUGCGGGGGAGGAGCCGCAAAUUUUAAUGUUGCCCCCGUGUGGUAAAAUGUUUAAUUGCGCACUGCAUUAGUUUAAUCGAUGAAAAAAUUACGUAAUCAACGAAAUUCUUAAAGAUCAAUUCGUCGAUCGUUGAUUACUCAUGCCCAUCCCUAGAGAGUAGGCCUGGGUAAAAAAAUCGAUUUAAUCGAUUUUGGAUCGAUUUCGUUUAAAUUUCACGCUAUCGAUUCACAGGGCACGAGAUCGAUUUUUUCCCCCUCUUUCCGCCUCCACCCUGUGUUGUGUGCUUCCACAGAAAAAAUCUGUGGUGUGUCUCUCGCUUUUUCAGCCUUCUGAUGAUGACGCAGCUGCACACUCUACGUCGUUGCGUUCUUGCGCGCGCACACACGGCGAACGCAUUGCUGGCGGGAGUUUUAGUUUGGGAGACAAGUUAUGGCUGAGGCACGAAAAACGCUGCUCGGCAAGCCAGCACCGGCUCAUAUGAAGUCGGACGUUUGGAAACAUUUUAAUUUAAAAAUGACUGAGGACGGAGCGGAGGACAAAUCUAAGGUUGUUUGCCGAAUAUGUGAAUCCGAACUCAGCUAUUGUCGGAAUACUACAAACCUGAGGAAUCACCUUACACGGUACCAUGCUACAAUGCUAGCUUGCAACAAGCCGCCUGGAGCAGCACAGAGGAAAUUGAAGGACAUGCUGGCGAUACCGUCACAGUCUCCGCGGGCUUUAAAGAUCACAGAGGCAAUCGCAAAAUUCAUCUGCAUGGAUUUACGCCCGUACAGUGUUGUCGAGAACGACGGAUUCAGGAACCUCGUCAAGGUAAUGGAACCCCACUACGUAAUGCCCCAGCGAAAACACCUUGCUGAAAAAUUAAUACCUACGAUGUACGAGUCUCUGAAGGAGGCCAUUCGAAUCAAAAUCCAGGCAGCUAACAGGGUUGCCAUUACAUGCGACACCUGGACAUCACUGUCAACGCAGUCUUACCUGACAGUGACGUGCCACUACAUUGACACGGAGUGGUGUCUGGUGUCACAUGUGUUACAAACAACCGAGGUGCUCACCAGCCACACCGCUACAAACCUCGCUGGCAUGCUGUCAGGGGCCAUAGAGGAGUGGGGAUUGACCAGCAAGACCCCAGCAGUAGUAACCGACAACGCUGCCAACAUGGUGCGGGCAGUGGAACUGAUGCAGCUGACGCACGUCGGGUGCUUCGCUCACACUCUAAAUUUGGCAUCUCAAGCGGGCCUGAAAAUCCCGGCAGUGUCACGUCUCCUCGGUCGAGUGAGGUGUAUAGCAACUUUCUUCCACCGGAGCACAACGGCCACACAUAUCUUCAAAGACAAACAGAAGAUGCUCCAACUUCGAGCACAUAAGCUCACUUUGGACGUUGUGACCCGGUGGAACAGCGCACUGGACAUGGUCGAGCGUUUUCUGGAACAGCAGCCAGCUAUCUCUGCCACUCUACUGUCACCAGACGUCCGUCGCAAUGAGAGGGAUUUGUGCAGCUUGACCGAGGAAGACGUGACAACUGCCGAAGAUUUGGUGCGGACCUUGCAGCCCCUUGAAGGCAGCCACACAAGCCAUAUCUGAAGACAAGCGUCCAACGCUAUCCAUAAUCGCACCACUGCUCGCCUUGCUGCAGGAUGCCAUGACCCCCAGCGAACAGGAUUCCCCUGUGGUGAGGGACCUGAAGGCUGCUGUGAAGAGCAACUUAAGGACAAGAUAUGGUGCCCAGAAGGGGAUGCUGUAUGGAGCGACAGCGCUGGACCCGCGUUUUAAGGCCCUCCCCUCCCUUACUGCUGAAGAGCAAGAUGAGGUAUUUUCCAGGCUGAGGCUGCUACUGCUGCACCUGAUGCAAAUACUGAUGGUGAGACUGAGGAGGAGGAAGGAGCUGAAGAGAGGGUGACCUCGCCCAGGAAAUGCAGUGCGUUGGAGUCCCUCUUUGGACAGGCCUACAGAGCACCAUCGGUACAUGCAGAUGGAAGAAAAACUCCAUCUAAACGGGCGGAGGAAGAGAUAACUAAAUACAGGGCAGAACCACCUUCUUCCCUGAAUGAAAGCCCUUUGACCUGGUGGAGGUCACGUGAAGGGGAGCUCCCAAUCGUAGCGCGCCUGGCAGGGCACUACCUCUGCGUCCCAGGGACCAGCGUUGCAUCGGAGAGGGUAUUUUCCACUGCGGGUGAUAUCAUCACAGCAAAAAGGAGCUGCAUCACCCCAGAGCAUGUCAAUGAGCUCCUUUUCCUAAACAAGAAUCUCUAAGCGAGACUGUUACUGUUUUGAAAGUCUAAGUUUACUGAUGAAUUUAAAGAGUUAAAUAAUAUACUUUGGUGAAUAUUUUGUGCAACGUUCAUUUGCACUUUUACAUUUGCACUUUUUUUGCUUACUGGAAGAUGGAGGCUUAUGGUUGAAGCUACUGAUGAAUUUAAUGAGUUAAAUAAUAUACUUUGGUGAAUAUUAUUUUGCAACGUUCAUUUGCACUUUUACAUUUGCACUUUUUUUACUUACUGCAAGAUGGAGGCUUAUGGUUGAAGUUUCUGAUGAAUUUAAUGAGUUAAAUAAUAUACUUUCGUUGAUAUUUUUGCAACGUUCAUCAUUUGCACUUUUGCACUUUUGCCUUUUUUGAACUUUUACUUGCUGGAAGAUGCAGGAAUUUUUAAUGUUAAUAUUUUAGUAAAUAUGUUGAAAAAAUAUGAAUUUAAGGAGUUUUUUAAUACUUGAAUAUUUUAUCUUAAAUGGUAUAAUCUUUACAAUGGUUAUAUUUAUAUAUUUUAGGAAGAUGGAGGCAGUUUUGUUUAUAGUUGCCUGGAUUGUCAUUAAUGUAACCUACAAAAUAAAAACAUGUCUUUUGCAGUGUGUUGCAUGGAGAUAAUUUCAUUAAUAUAUUGAAUUAGGCAGGCCAUCACGUUGAAUAGAAUGUAAAAUCUUGCUAAGGAUGUUAAUUAACAGUCACAACUAAAAGAUUUUAGUCACAAUUAAUGAUUUGUGAUGAAUUAAUGAUGAUAGCCUAUAAAGAAUAUUUCCUUACAAUUUAAGAAAAUUAUCAUUCAAUCUAGGAGCAGAUGGAACCGAUUCGGAUUGAAUCGAAUCGCAUCGUGAUUAAUCGAUUUAAAGCCUUCAGAAUCGAAAUUGAAUCGAUUCAGGAACUUGGCCGUGAUACCCAGCCCUACUAGAGAGUACCACAACUCAUUCCCUGAAGUUGCACUGAGCUCCACCUUAAAGGCAUAUCCAAUGCUGAAUGGAAGCAAGCUGAGGACGGAGCUGAGUCUCAUCUAAGGGAAGGAGGAAUUCAAGAACUGUUGUGGUGUUGUGGACCUUUUUCAGAUAUUUAUGGUCAAUAACCUGUCAGAGGUAUUUUCAGAGACUGUCACACUACUAAAGAUUUUGAUCACCACACCCAUGUCCACUGCAGAGGCUGAGGGGUGUUUUUCAACACUGAAGAGGAUCAAAACCUUCCUCAGGAACACCAUGACUCAGGCUGAAUGCCUUAGCCAUCCUAUCCAUGGAGAAAAAACCUGUGAUGGAGGUGACCGACUUUAAUCAGAAAGUCAUUGACAAAUUUGCAUGUCAGAAAGAUAGGAGGGCGAAAUUUCUUUACAAGUAGUGGACACUGGUGUAGUUUAAAGUGUAAUUCCGGCGUAAAUUGAACCCAGGGUCUCACCAAAGAGUAUCUGGAGGGCUAUUAAUGGGUUUACAUGCUGCCGCGUUCUUGAAGAAAGUAGUCCAAUCCGGAUCGCUUUUAACUCACUUUAUUUGUUUUUCGGUAUGAUAACUAUGAAGCACAAGGAGGGGAAUAGGCUCUGUGCACUAGAACCCGGAAGUCAACUGACGGUGUCGGCAUUCUAGUUUCCGGUCUACUUACUGACCCAGUCCAUAGCGUGAACAUGUCUGGCUUUUCUAGAUGUCUCCAAGACCUACCGACAAUAAAUGUUAACGAUGUUCACCGCAUUGUUGGUGCUAGUUCCCUUGCCCCUACAAGCAAGCGGGAAAAAGGAUUUAAGCUCUAUAUUUCGAGUUAUUUGCGUAACUUUGAGGGUAGGUGACAGACUACCGGCUUUUUAGUGAACAUUUGUUAGCGACAACAUUUUUUUUCUGUAUUUAAAACACAUAACUGUCCGUUGUUGUACUAACUGUACCAACGUAUGUCCAUUUUUUAGUGUCUAGCAAAGAUAAGGGAACAUCGGAGGUGAUUAUCAGAGCAUUGUGCCACAGGUCCAUGAAGAAAUCAGAGAAGCCUCACAGCUUGAGUGUAUGUUAAAGCUAGCGAUAAACCAACCGUUAUAAACAAACCGUUAUACGCCUGUUUCUUUUAUAACAGUGUCCGUGGGGGGAUUUAGCUGAGGUCAUAUGUUUAAUCAAAUAAUCAAUCCAAACAUGUAUAUUUAAAAAAAAACAGCACAAAUGUACACACAAGCGCACUUUCCCCGUCAGCCACCACAACACGCAGAGAGCUCCAGCCGAGAGCGCCCACCACGGCCCCAACACGGUGCAGGCACGCGAGCCGCACACAGACACAAACACACCAGCUUCACAUUGCCUCAAACUCCACUAAAAUGUAUUGGAUAUCAAAUAGCAUAUAUGUCUCCAUACAAAAUCAGUGAUGCACAUUGAGCUAGUUUACUCUGCCACCCCGACUUUUUUCAACUCGCCGUAGGUAGCAGGUGUGCAGUAAAAUCCUCAAACACGAUGAUUUUUGGCUUGUAAAUCCCAUGGUAAAUCCACUAGUAUUCCGUUAUUAAGACGAUGUGUCAGAUGAAAAAAACAGUCCGCCGCCAGUCAGUUUUCCUGCAGUGAUUAGUCCAUGAUUAGCGUUGAGUUGUCGGCAAAAAGCCUUCCGACAAUGUUCCUCUUUUGCAUUAAUCCUUAUGCUGGUGAUCAUUUUCAUCCUGGGAUUAUUUGUCCUUAUUUUCGAUUCGAAAUCACAUCAUAGAAAUGGCAAUGCUGACAAGCAUGAGCAGUAAUAAUUUCACACUUCGUGCGCACUGUUUAUAUGUCACUGGCUUUAGUUGAAAGCGUAGAGCGAGGUUUUUUGUCCCACCCACUAGAAUAGCAAAAUGUGGUUGGUUAUGCAUCCGUCACUCACUAAAGUAUCAUGACGUCUUAACCAAUGAGUGAGCGAGCUUUAUCCUUUUCCUUUUUUUUGCCGAGAGAGAACAAUCAAUAAUUUUUUUUGGAUAACACUUUAUCAACUAUAUUAGGCACUAAUACCAUGCACUAACACUGUCAUUUCUGAGGCAAACUUGAUAGAAUUAUUUUCCAAUAACAGUGUGUAUUUGUGUGAUGUAUUUUUAUUUAUUUUUUUACCACUUUGUUUAUUGAUUUUUCACAAUAUAGCAAAACAUCCUUUUACAAAUGUAACAAUUUUUAUUUUUUUUUAUCCCCAAAAACAA
This is a messenger RNA of Gadus chalcogrammus (walleye pollock), 7352 nucleotides long. Its product is annotated as E3 SUMO-protein ligase ZBED1-like. The record is from RefSeq and is a predicted model, not a curated record. Lineage: Eukaryota; Metazoa; Chordata; Actinopteri; Gadiformes; Gadidae. The transcript is spliced from 3 exons. The coding region runs from base 2404 to 3555 and encodes 383 amino acids. Gene Ontology annotation, molecular function: DNA binding.